AUGUCACAAGGCUCCUCCGACGGCCCCGAGACGGAGACUUACUCAACCUCCUCGAAAUCUGAUAAUGAACAGUUUCUAUGGCAGGACUCGGAUAGCGUGAGCCGCGAUUACCAAGAGACGCUGUCAAAAACUCUCUCAGGCAUCAUACUGCCCGUGGCUGCAGCAAAUGAUGGACUUCCAAGUCAGGCAUCGCCCCGCGCCAAUGCAAGCUCCACUGUCCCAGCACACAACAGCCGUCGUUUUGUCGGAUGCGUGGCUUCCGCCCAGAAACAAAGACAUCUGGACAAGGAACGCAGGGUAAACGUUCUCGAUCUAGAGGAGAACUUUCGUGUGACCGCGCUGAGUCCUUUGCACAAACCUUUCGGCCAGCAAGAGACCGUACACUCGACUCCGAAGGAGACUCAAUGGCGUCAAAAAGUUCACGGCGAAAAUGCGAGUAAGUUUACAGUUCAUUUCAUGUUCAUUGAGAGAAAGAUAGACAAACGCCUUCGAACUCCCAUUAGUUGUAAAAUGCCCAAUAAAAAGCACUGAUCAGUGGAAAAGUGAGAAGCGACUUUUUUCAAUAACUGCACGCCGUGAGAGAUAGCGGUCUCUAAUUAUAAAAGGUAAACAUAAACAUCUACUGCAUUAUUACAAGUAGUAUAAUCUCGGUGGCUGACUGUGUGGGCGUGGCUGGUACUUGUGAAAUGUGAUGCAUGCCGAAUUCGCAUUUAAAUGAACCCACACAGAAUUAGAGAACGACAUCAGUAGGCGGGGAGUUCCGCGCUGCGCGCACUCCAUUACUGAAGAAAAACCUGCGUCUACUGAUUCUUACUUUAUCUGUGCGUAGUUUUAGGGGAUAAGCACAAAAAUUGGACGCACUAGUCUGAGUGAAAUAAUCACUAGGGGCAAAGCAACAGUCCAGGCCAUUCAUAAUGCGGAAGGUUAGUAUGAGAUCACCUCGUAGUUGUCUGCAGGAAAGUGGACACAGUUUAUGAGCUGACAGCCCGUUUUAAUAGGGCUGUGUUCCCAGACUUUUGGGUACUUUUGUUGUCCGCCUCUUCUCCUUCUCUAAAACGACACAAUCGUUUGCAGACUAAGCUUCUGAUGCCUGUAUGGCGUAUUAUAGCUGCGGCCGCACAAAGAUUGCAAAUAUUUUGGAGAAGCCGACUUUGCCAGACCCCAUAAAGGCUCUUCAGAUAAGUUGCAAUAUGGACAUGACAGACUUGACCGCCUUCGAGCACUUCAGUGUUGGUUUGAGUGAAGAUGUAAUCUACACAGUUAAAUUCUUCUAACUGCCAACUCAUUGCAGUGGUGUACCGUUCAAAAGGUAAUUCCCCCGGGCUGGAGACUCUUGAACUGCUAAAUCGAAGAGCGUUGCACUUACUUGCGUUGAAAGGCAUAAUCCAACGCUUUGUCAGGCUAUUUUUUAUGCAGGAAUAAUACAAAAGUUUACCUUCUAACCAAGAACACUUAUCUUGGUCUCGGCGGCCAAAACCAUAAACAGACCCUAACCUGUACGAUAUUCGGGUGAGAUCGUGAGUAGGAGGAGGGAAAGUGGGAGGUCAGUAGAUGGAGAAAUGUCUAGGCUGAAGGAACAAAAAGUUGGAGCAAGUCGGCAGUUCGGCGGGAAAAGCGCCCGUCCAGUGAUGUCAGGGAAGGCAUCCAAGUGGCCUUAGAGAGAGCAUGUCCGCGUCAACCGCGAAUUUGCUUGGUUGGUUUGGAUGGCUGAGUUUGGCCGAAAACCACAUGGAGCCUCUCAGUAUCGGGUAUCGACCAAACACGGUGAUGGCGCCCUACAGGGUCUUUAGAAGGUCGGACGAUCGACAACCGCUGGUGCGUACGUAUAAGCAUGCGCCAAGACAGAGAAGCAAUGUUGUCUCAGACGCCGUAUCCCAAGCGAGAUACCAGCGAACUGAACAUAAAACUUGUUUAUCCGCCUCUUACGUUUCAUGCCGGAGCUAUACGGUCAAAAUACUCGUUUCAAGUUAACAUCCUUGGAGUAAAUUACUUCAUUGUAUCUACUGUUUGUUGCAAUAAGUCUCCUGCUGUUGCUCUGAGACCCUUAGUACGUUUGUCUAUAUCCCCUGACAGACGUCGAUGAUGUGACUUACGCGAGACCCAGAUUUGAUGGCGUCCUCUCCCGCUCUGAAUCCGAGGCCAGUUUUUGCAAGGAUUGUCAUGCCGAGGAUACCCAGCACCACACCGACAUCUACCAGUCCCAUCUGCGCAGCAUUUUGCACGAACUGCGUUCAAUCACCCGAAAAAUGCGUGCCGACGAGGCGGAGGAGGCAGUGCGCAAGGAGUGGAAGUUCACUGCUCGAGUCAUCGAUCGUUUCUGCCUCGUCAUCUUCAGUAUCGUCAAUCUUAUAAGCACAUUCUGUAUUUUCUUUUCUGCUCCGCAAAUUAUAGAGUCUUUCCGAGCCUGA
Spirometra erinaceieuropaei is the source of this 2408-nucleotide messenger RNA. NCBI's taxonomy places the organism in Eukaryota, Metazoa, Platyhelminthes, Cestoda, Diphyllobothriidea, Diphyllobothriidae. The record is from the annotation of a GenBank genome assembly.